Plasmodium gaboni is the source of this 1245-nucleotide messenger RNA. RefSeq names its product putative membrane protein. The coding region runs from base 1 to 1245 and encodes 414 amino acids. The record is from RefSeq and is a predicted model, not a curated record. NCBI's taxonomy places the organism in Eukaryota, Apicomplexa, Aconoidasida, Haemosporida, Plasmodiidae. The transcript has 2 exons.
AUGAAGAGCAUAAGCAUGAUUCAUGAGGUGGCCUUAAAUAAAUUAUCAUCUCUAAUUACACAAAAUAGAAAACAGAAAAUAAUAAAAAGAAAGGAUAGUAAAGAAGAUAAUAUAAAAGAAGUAAAUAUAAAUAAUAAAAAUGAAAAAUUAAUUGAUAAAAAAAAUAAAUUAAUAUAUAUAUGUUUUGGAUAUAGUAUAAAUACAUUUUUAUAUUUCCUUUUUGUAUUUAUAUCUGAUUUUAUAUUAAAUCAUUGUAUAUUUAGUAUAUCAAAAAUUACGAAGAAGAAUUAUUAUGAUAGUUCAAUUAUUAAUUCUAUAAAACAUUUUCUUAUCCUUUUUUUGUGGUAUCAUUAUCUUUCGGGUGGGUUUGAUGGUGACCCCUUUUUUCAUUUUUUCAAGAACCGCAUGAAGUUUAUAAAUAAAAUUGAGUGUGUUGUAUCAUUUGCUGGAAAUAUUGUGGGGACCAUAUUAUAUCUUUCAACCUUCGAUCUUUUAAAAUUAUCACAAUACGAAGAAGAGAAAAGAAUUAAUAUUAUAAAUUAUAUUAAAGAUGACAAUACUUUAAAAGAUAAUUCAUUUUUUACAUAUCUAGUAUAUCCUUAUAUUCCUACUUAUUUAAAAGAUAUAAUAUCGAACAUGUUAAUUUUUAUAUUUCCAUAUAAUAAUUCAGAUAAUAAAUAUGAUCAAAAAAUAUUUUUUAAUAAUAAAGAUAUAUAUUCAUCAAUUAUAAUGGAUACAUUUAUAAAUGAAUUUAUAUCUUCUUUUUUAAAUUAUAUAUUAUUAUAUAUAUAUAUAUUUACAAAAAAUAAUUUAUCACAGUCUAUAAAUAUUAAUUUAAUAUUAACACAAAUAAUUUCUUUAUGUUCUAUCAAAUAUAAACAUAUUAUAUGUGGACCAUAUAUGAGUUUAACUUGGAUAAUUCAUGAUGCUUAUAAAAAAAAAUAUCCUUUAUAUUUUUCUAUUAUUUUAAUUCUUUCACAUUAUUUUGGAUAUAAAUUAGCAACACUUAUUCUUAAAAUACCUACUAUAUCAUUGACAGAAGCCAAAAGAUAUUUUCAUAACAUUAAUUAUGAAUACUUAAAUAAAUAUACAAAUAAAAAUGGACAUGUUAACAUGGACUCUAUACCUGAUCAUCUUAUAAACAUUACUCUCUUUUCAAACACAUAUCUUUUAAAACUCGCUAAUUUUUAUUUCACAACAUUUAUGUUUAAAAUAAAUACAAACAAAAUUAUCAAAAAGGAAUGA